Paramecium sonneborni is the source of this 221-nucleotide messenger RNA. Lineage: Eukaryota; Ciliophora; Oligohymenophorea; Peniculida; Parameciidae. The record is from the annotation of a GenBank genome assembly.
AUGGUACAUAUUUAUAUUAAAAUAGAUGCAAACUUUUCUCAAUUAGUUGAAAAUAUUCUCAAGUAUUAAAAAAAGUGAGUUUUCCUUUAGAUCUUUUGGAUUUGUUAAUAGAUAGCAACUAAAGAAUGAGACUGAAAUAAGUAAUCUAAGACUUAAAAUUUAGGAAUAAGAAAAAAAAAGUAUUUAUUAUAUUAAAUAUUAGUUAAAUAGAUUCAGUCUGA